AUCUAUCUGUGUUCAGUUUAAACAAGACAUUUACCAGCAGUGCACAAUGCAUAAAAUUUUGUGGUUUUUAAGUGUUACUUACUUUUUGGCAACAUCAGCUACCGAAACCACGUUUGAAAAAAAUGGAAUAACAUUUAAGAAAGACGAAGACGGCGAUUACGUUCUCUCAACACAUGAAAUACUCGCUCUGCAACCUGGUUCAAUCGCUGAUGUCGAAGACAUGGAGACACUUUAUUUGAUAGACGAGGAUUUUACUGAUAUCCAACCUAGAACAUUUCAGAAUUUGCCAAAUUUAAAGAAGUUGAUUAUUACUAUGAACAAAAUCCCGAAGAUCAAGACAGGAGUUUUCAACUGUUUAACGAACUUAACUAGACUGGAUCUGAGCGCUAAUCGCAUUUCCCACGUAGACUCCAACGCCUUUGACAAUAUGACAAGUUUGCAAAACAUAAAUUUGUCAGACAACCGGUUUACAUCUGUGGAUACCCAUUGGUUUCUCUUAACGCCUUCGCUAACAAUGAUCAAUCUUGGCUACAAUGAACUGACUGAAAUACCUGGUAACAUUUUUUCUAAUGUCAAGUCUACAGUACCUUCCAUUUUAUUAUUCGAUGGCAACCAUAUUGCAAAAGUUGAUAAAGAUGCAUUCAAAGGUUUGAAGAUAGUGUCUACGUUGUCACUGGAUUUCAAUAAAUUAAAAACGUUAAAUGGAGAUUUUUUGCGUGGUCUUGAAAUAGACGUGUUGUCACUUAAAAAUAACACUAUUGAGUGUGUAGACGAAAAAUACUUUGCUGCUGUUUUUGUGGCCAACUCUACUGAUAUUUCCGACAACCACUGGACAGCGACGUGUCUUACAGCAAUUGAAACCUGGGCGAAGGAACACAACAAAGUUGUAAAAUGUGACUCUUGAUGGUCAAUAUUGUAUAUCAAAAUUAUGUUAAUAUGUUAAAAUAAAAUUUCAAAAUCCUUAGAAA
Molecule: messenger RNA, 968 nt
Organism: Zophobas morio
Lineage: Eukaryota; Metazoa; Arthropoda; Insecta; Coleoptera; Tenebrionidae
Product: leucine-rich repeat-containing protein 15-like
Exons: 1
Coding region: 47-904 (285 amino acids)
Molecular function (GO): protein binding
Source: RefSeq, a predicted model, not a curated record